This is a messenger RNA of Diachasma alloeum, 1289 nucleotides long. RefSeq names its product metastasis-associated protein MTA3-like. The transcript has 4 exons. The record is from RefSeq and is a predicted model, not a curated record. Gene Ontology annotation, biological process: negative regulation of transcription by RNA polymerase II. Gene Ontology annotation, molecular function: chromatin binding; transcription corepressor activity; histone deacetylase binding. The coding region runs from base 954 to 1289 and encodes 111 amino acids. Gene Ontology annotation, cellular component: NuRD complex; nucleoplasm. Lineage: Eukaryota; Metazoa; Arthropoda; Insecta; Hymenoptera; Braconidae.
GGUAGAGUAAGACUCGCGACUGUUUAUUGCAAGCCGAUAGGGAACAGUGGUUGUAUUCGUGUCGCCGCUCACGCUAAAUAAAAAUGGCGGUGUUUCCUUAAGGGGAAUUGCUUCGGGGACAACACUUACUUCCAUUCCUACCCCUUAUAGUCUAGAAAACCAGUCACAAUCAUUCAAUGAUCAAUUGUUGAAUCAUUCAUCCAAAAAACCGUGAACGAAGUGAACUCAAGUGAUAAAUAUUGCUAUUGUGAUUGAUAGGCGGGAGUUCUGGCGUGAAUUUGUGUUUUUUGUUGGGGGGCGCCGAGGAGUGUUGGUCAAACCGACUCCUUUGGGCUGUUUUGUGUAUUGUACUGGGUGAGAAGCUCUCGGGGUUCUAUACACUUCUAUUCUGUGUUGUAUAUGUGGUUUUUCUACUUAUGAGCUUUGAGAGGUUAAGAACCUACGUAGAGACCUGUGGGGCUUUCCAGAUUCCUCAAUUGUUUGUUACUGUAUGUAUAAUAAUCCGAGUAAUCGGCGGAUAAUACAGGGUUCGGAGAAGGUCGUGUAACCAUGGACAGUCCUCACUAGUUCAACGUGACUAAAAAAAUACAAUGGAGUGUGAUACAGUGAAGUGUUAAAUCUUCAUACCACUGCUACGGAGUGGCGAAGUUUUUCUCAGCUACUAGAGUUUGCACAUUUGAUGCACGCGUUACAACCGCCUUCAAUCGCUUGUUCCAUUCAUUAAUCACAUGCAACAUUGGAACAACAUUGGGAUACAAAGAAUAAUUGAAAGAGCACGACAUAAAAAUUGAGAGAGAGGAGGGAGAUACUAAAAGAGUGACAGAACUGAGGGAGAAAGAGUGUGUGUGUGAGAGAGUAAGUGUGUGCGUUUGUGUGUGUGUGAGAGAGAGAGAGUAACAGCUAUAAAAGUGUUUUGUGCGAGGGGCUGGUGAAGGUGGUGGGGGAUACAUCCCAUGCCGAUGCCGGCGGAAUACCACGAGAGCCACGGGAACCACGAAAGUACAAAUUUCGGGCUCGCGGCCACUGCUGCUGCACAGGACGCCAGCAACAUGACGGCCAACAUGUACCGAGUGGGAGAUUAUGUGUACUUCGAGACGUCGUCCACUUCUCCGUACCAAAUUCGGAGGAUAGAAGAAUUAAAUAAAACGGCGAGUGGUAAUGUUGAGGCAAAAGUCAUGUGUUUCUUCAGACGAAGGGAUUUACCGCAGACCUUGAUCAUGCUAGCUGACAAACACCAGUUUUUGAUCUUCAUCACUAAAAUUUUUUUUCAAACGACGGUGAUAACUUAA